GCUGUACCGACCAACUCUCCCCUCCACCACAACCACCACCACACCGCCAAAAUGGCCGCUUCAUCCCGCGCAGUUUCCAAGCUCGACUGGAGCAAGGUCGGCACCCAACUCGGCCUCCGAGGCAGCACGGCGACGGCCCUGGCCAACUUCAAGAAGCGAAACGACGACGCCCGACGCCGGGUGCAGGUCUUGUCGGAGCAACCCACGACGGUCGACUUCGGCCACUACCGCAGCGUGCUCGCGAACACGGCCGUCAUCGACGAGAUCGAGCAGCACUUCAAGUCGUUCCAGCCCAAAACCUACGACGUGAGCAAGCAGAUCAAGGCCAUCGAGAGCUUCGAGCAGGUCGCCAUCAAGAACGCCGAGGAGACAAAGUCCAAGGUCGAGGUUGAGCUGAAGAGCCUGGAGAAGGCCCUGAACGACAUCGAGGGCGCGAGACCCUGGGAGGAGCUCACCGUCGACGAGAUCACCGCCGCCGCCCCCGAAAUCGACGAGUACACGGCCCGUUUGGUCAAGAAGGGACGAUGGAUGCCUCCUGGAUACUUGGAGAAAUUCCCCAACUUGUCGGUGCUGUAAGAAGAAGUGGUUUCCUUUCCAAAUGCUAUGUCAAACAAAGAAGAAGAAAAAGAUGGCGUGCGGUAGCAAGGGCUUUUCGACCAGCAAGAAAACCCCUCAUCUUUCAAUCCUCAUGGACUUGGGACUUGGGGAAUUUGUGUAUAGUGAUUUAGAUCCGACAAGAAUUGUUCCAAAAACAAAACACAUUCUACACUGGCAUUGCCAUCGCACCUACACUUGCCUUAUUUCGUGCCUGCAGACUUCAUCUCUCGUUUCGAUUCAGACAGUGCUUCGACUUGGAGUAGGAAGGACACC
Messenger RNA from Exophiala oligosperma, 870 nucleotides. RefSeq lists its product as uncharacterized. The transcript is spliced from 3 exons. Gene Ontology annotation, biological process: proton motive force-driven ATP synthesis. The record is from RefSeq and is a predicted model, not a curated record. Gene Ontology annotation, molecular function: proton transmembrane transporter activity. NCBI's taxonomy places the organism in Eukaryota, Fungi, Ascomycota, Eurotiomycetes, Chaetothyriales, Herpotrichiellaceae. Bases 52 to 576 code for a protein of 174 amino acids.